Gigantopelta aegis is the source of this 5031-nucleotide messenger RNA. Its product is annotated as transient receptor potential cation channel subfamily A member 1-like. Gene Ontology annotation, cellular component: membrane. The record is from RefSeq and is a predicted model, not a curated record. Gene Ontology annotation, molecular function: protein binding; monoatomic ion channel activity. The transcript is spliced from 25 exons. Bases 1491 to 4895 code for a protein of 1134 amino acids. Lineage: Eukaryota; Metazoa; Mollusca; Gastropoda; Neomphalida; Peltospiridae. Gene Ontology annotation, biological process: transmembrane transport; monoatomic ion transport.
CGACUGAUUCCGCGCCUGAUAUAGUCAGUUUGCGUAAAAGGGGGACCGAUGAAUUCCAUUGUGAAUAACGUUAAAAUAAAUGUAAAAACAUAUUACUAGUAUUAAGUUUCAAACCCAUACUAACUCGCCUAAACAUUUUUACAAAAAAACUUUCAGUAUAAAAAAUACAAUAAAAUAAAUAGUUUUUUUGACAAAUUGCCAUCGCAUUCCAUAGGUUAAAUCUCUCACUUUGAUGCAGGGAUGAAGGCAACUGUUAGCACAGCGAAAUCCUACCUUAGUCUGUGUACUGCGUUAUUGGUUAUUAUUCUGCCUACCAUAGCUGUUCCAGUAUUUCGUUUCUACGCCUGUAUUAGAAAUGAUUUGAUUUAUACAAUUUGAUUGGUAUUUUAUUAAGAAACCUUUUAAUAACAUAUACAUAUUUUUAAUAAGAUGAUAUUAUGGUAAUUGGUAUGGGUUUAAAAGUUAAUAAAUGUACUAUAUUUUUGUAAAGAAUAUUAUGGAAGUUAGUAUGGGUUUAAAAGUGAAUAAUAUAUUUUUAUAUUAGUUUUAACGUCAGUCAUUACAGAGUUGCAUAAAAAUUCAUCGGUUUCCGUUUCACGCAAACGGACUAUGAUAUAAACACAAAAAUAAGUUGAAAUAAAAUGUAUGAUUUAGUACCACCCAUUCAGAAUGUCUGGAUUCCAUGCAAAUUUGUGUUUUCGUUCUCAUUACUUUUUUAUUGCUUAGUCUUAUCUUUCUUUUUUCGUCAUUGUUUACUUUUAUUGAUGCGAAAAAUUCGCCAAAUAAAGCGUUCAUCCCGACAAAUGAAAUAACAGUUUUCUUUAGCAAGUGGCGUUUUCAGGAGGGCGAGCACCCGCGAAUAAUUUCUUUGGUACCAUCCUGUUCUAUCACAUCACGUCCAUAUAACGUUAGGUGCAAAAACCAGUCUAGCCAGCGACUGCUAACGCUCGCCGUCCUGAACAUGACUGGAGUUACUUAUAAAUCUACACAGCUAUGCUCCUUUUAAACGUGUCCCGUAAUAAAUAAAUUUCGGCCAUGUAUGGUAGAAACCGUCUGAAUACUAUACGUGUACUUUUAUAUAUCGGUGGAAAUUUAAACUCACUGGAUGUAAUUUACGUUAUUAGUUUGUAAUUGUAAAAUGUUCCACGCGGACUAGAUGAACUGUGGUUCCAGUUGAUAUGGUUACUAAUGGAGAAGGAUUUAUUUACCCAUCCUUGUUGGGAGAUUAACACAAAGGGGGAUAACAAUGACAAAUCAUUGAUUUCCGACGUACAAUAAAAUGUUAGGUAAACAGCAAAUAGCAGCACUCGAGUAGUGUUAUUAUUACUUCAUUAAGCCCAAUACAGACACUUACUGGACUAAAGGACGAUACUGUUAUUAUCUAUCAUGUUAUUGGUAACUUUGACCAUCGAUGCCAUUUGUGCUGAGGAACAGUACGCGGAACGUCGAGUUCUACCGGCGUGGAGAAUUUUCGUGUUAAGAGUAAAACUAUGUCUACGUUCAUAAAGAGAAGUCCGGGAAAAAGAGGCGUUUCGAAAUUUCGUAAAAGACUUCUGUUUCGCUGUUAUUUACAUCGGAGCAAAGUUCAGCUAACAGCUGAUGACAUGGAACUGUUUGUACAGAUUGCCGGGUCAGGAGACCUAAAGGAGUUUGAAAGACUAUACAGUGCGGACCCAUCGUUGCUAUAUGUUCAGAACGGUAAAGGCCAUGCGGCAGUUCACGUGGCGGCUAUUAAAGGGCAGAUUAACAUUUUGGAAUUCAUUGCCCUGCGUGGAGGUGAUUUUGACCUUCAGAAUUGUCAAGGGAACACAGCUCUGCACCUGGCUGUACACUGUGACCAGAUCAAUGUCAUCAACUUCCUCAUCGAGCACGGCGCCUCCACCGACAUCCACAACAACGACAGGACGGCGCCAAUUCACGUCGCCGUCACAGUGGGUAGCAUCAGCGCUUUAAAGGCUCUACUCCAGCAUGACCAGGUGGACGUGAACCAGGCCGGUGAGAGUGGCUUCACACCUCUCCACUACUGCGCACUCUCAGAUAACGACAAAGGGGCGGAACUUCUGCUGGAAUAUGGUGCCAAGCCCUGCGUCAAGUGUGAUUUCGGGUUCUACGCCAUCCACGCCGCGGCCAAAUCAGCAUCGUCCACAACACUGGAAGUGUUGAUAAAGCAUUCUGAAUCUCUCGGCUACACUCGAGAGGCUGUGUUAUCCUGGAAGGACAUGGAGAACAACAUGCCUCUCCACUCAGCGGUCAACGGAGGAAACAUCAAAGCCGUGGAAGUUUGUCUCAAGGCAGGUGCACCUGUGAAUGUCUUACAGGAUGACAGGGCGACUCCAGUUCAUUUCGCCUGUCUUCAAGGAAAUCUCGACAUGCUUCAUCUCAUGUACAACGCUCAGCCAGGCAACUUUGAGAAUGCUCUGCAUGUCUCCGACAGCUGUGACAUGACGCCGUUACACCGCGCCGCUCUCUUCAACCACGUGGCUGUCGUCAGAUUCCUGGUGGAGAAAGGAGCUGACGUGAACGCUAAAGACUGUCACGGUAGAACGCCGUUGUUGCUGUCAGCGUCAAAGUGCGGUUGGCUUACGGUAAAAUGCUUGCUGGAAAACAAAGCAGAUUUAUGUGUGAAGGACGAGCACAACAGGAACUUCCUUCAUAUAGCCAUCAAGUUUGGUGGAAACCCCAACGACUUCGUUGACUUUGAAGAGCUUGUGAAGAGUCACCUAAACGAGAAGGACGACUACGGCUGCACGCCGCUCCACUACGCGUGUAAGGAGGGACACUUGAAGGCUGUCGACGAGCUGCUGAAGAUGGGAGCGAGUGUAAAUGUGAAGAACAACGAGAAACAGAGUCCAUUCCAUUUCGCUGCCAGAUAUGGUCGAUUUAUGACAUGCAAACGUCUGUUGGAGACUGACCAGGGUCCAAACAUUAUCAACGAGACUGAUGCCAAGGGUAGAACUGCUCUACACAUCGCCUCGAUGAAUGGUUACACCAAAAUCAUCAGUCUACUUAUGCAGAAAGGUGCAGUUUUUGCUAAAGACUACGAGAGUAACAACGCCCUGCAUUAUGCUGCGAUGAACGGUUACACGCAAAGCAUUCGUCUGUUGGUGAGCGUGCAUUCCAAUCUCCUGAACGCAGCCAACGUAAAGGGGGAGACCGCCCUUCAUGCUGCAGCCAAAAAUGGAAAGGCGCAUGCAGUGACUCUUCUCCUGACCCUGGGGGCACGGAUUACUAAGAACAACGACAACAGGUCGUUCUUCGACUACAUUUUAGAAAACCAACAGACAGAGGUGGCUUUGGCCGUUGUUGACCACGAAAGAUGGGAAGAUGUUAUGAAUACAUGCUCUGGACCUUACGGGUGUCCUAUGCUGGGACUUAUUAAGCAGUUACCAGAAGUCUGCAUGGCUGUACUUGAUCGAUGUCAACAACAAUCUCUUCAUGACACCAAGAGCAAGGACUACUUUUCUUUGAGAGUACGUGUUUUGCAGGUGGAAUACAACUAUAAAUACUUGCAAUGUCCCAUGGAAUAUGUGCUUGAGUUGAAACGACAGGGAGAACCUUACACUCCGAUGCUACUGCUCAAUGUAAUGGUGAAGAAUGGACGAGUAGAAUGUCUGUCGCAUCCUCUCUGUGUCAGUUUCCUUAACGCUAAGUGGAACGACUAUGGGAAGUAUUUCUGCACGAUGUACCUGUUUAUAUACAUGGCGUACCUUGGUCUGCUUACUGCGUUUGUUGUGAGCCACGAAUCUCUACAUCACUAUGACACGUGGUCAGUUGACAACGAAACACUGGCGAUGCUGGGAGGGAACUUCUAUACAGGAUAUCAGUUUCGACCAGUGUAUGCGACCUCGUUGUGGAUUAUUACAAUAUACAGCGUUCUGAACAUCAUGAAGGAAAUAGUGCACGUGUUUAGGCAGAGAGCGCGAUACUUCCUGGAAAUUCAGAACUUGCUGCAGAUAUCUCUGUACACGUUGUCGAUGCUGUUCGCAGGACCCUUCCUGUUCGGGUUGUCCUUUCAUUGGCAGUGGGAGGCAGGCGCGGUGGUCAUUUUCCUCGCCUGGUUCAACGCGAUGGUCUUUUUACAGCGAUUUGACUUCUUUGGGAUCUAUGUGGUGAUGUUUCUUGAAAUUCUGCGGACAUUGUUUCAAGUUCUGUGUGUGUUUUCCAUUCUGAUCAUUGCGUUUGGACUCGCCUUCUUUAUGCUACUGAAUCAAGAGGAGAGUAAAGCAUUCAAUAACCCAGCACUGGCCUUAUUGAAGACGGCAACCAUGAUGCUAGAAUUGGACUACAUGAAUUCCUUCAACAAGCCCUACAAUGAUGACUCUGACCAGACUCUCCACUUCAGUAACCUCACUCUGGCUUUCCUCGCUGUCUUCAUAUUGCUCAUGCCAAUUCUACUCGUCAAUCUAUUGACUGGGUUGGCUGUUGGAGAUAUUGUAGCUGUUCAGAGAGAUGCUCAACUAAAGCGGCUAGCGAUGCAGGUUGAACUGUACACAGACUUGGAGCGAAAGAUGCCUGCUGCCUUGUUGUCCAAGCUGGAUAGGAUGACUCAGAAAAUCUACCCAAACCAGACCGACAACACUUUGCAUAAUUUGUGGACCAAAGUUACUAACAACGAUGAGGAGUCGUCAUCUGCUGAUGGAGAUUCAGUUCACAAUUCCCAGGUGUUCAGUGAGCUGGAAAAGCAGAAGAAAAGGAUUAAGGAGAUAAGCAGCACGACAGACAGGUGUCACGAACUGCUUCGCCUGGUUAUACAGAAGUUGGAGAUCCCGACUGAAGACGACGUGUGGGACGAGGGGAUUCGAUCCGCGGAUAGCGUGGACUCCAUCAUUCACACGUGCCACUCGUUGCCAGAGGCGUCUGGUGUCUCCAAAUGGAGGAAUAGUUUUAAUCUCUAGAAGUAGCACCACGUGGUAUGUGCUGUCCUGUCUGUGGGAUGGUGCAUGUAAACGAACCCUUGCUACUGAUGGAAAACUGUAGCGGGUUUCCUUUCCAAGACUAUAAUAUUAUGUUAUAAUUUACAAAUGUUUGACA